CGCAGCGCUGCAGAGGCUUCGAGGCGGCGGCGGCGGCGGCGGCGGCUCCGUCUUCCCCUCCCUCCUCCUCUUCCUCUUCUUCCUCCUCCUCCUCCUCAGUCAGUCAGUCCGUCCGUGCGUCCGUGCGCUUGGCCUCCAUCCGGCCCGCAGCAUGGCCGGCGUCAGCUUCAGCGGCCACCGCCUGGAGCUGCUGGCGGCGUACGAGGAGGUGAUUCGGGAGGAGAGCGCGGCCGACUGGGCUCUGUACACAUAUGAGGAUGGCUCAGAUGACCUCAAGCUGGCGGCCUCUGGAGAAGGGGGCUUGCAGGAGCUCUCAGGCCACUUUGAGAACCAGAAGGUGAUGUAUGGCUUCUGCAGCGUCAAGGACUCGCAGGCGGCUCUGCCGAAAUACGUGCUCAUCAACUGGGUCGGCGAAGAUGUGCCUGAUGCCCGCAAGUGUGCCUGUGCCAGCCACGUGGCUAAGGUGGCUGAAUUCUUCCAGGGCGUGGACGUCAUCGUGAAUGCCAGCAGCGUGGAGGACAUCGAUGCGGGCGCCAUCGGGCAGCGGCUCUCCAAUGGGCUGGCCCGGCUCUCCAGCCCCGUGCUGCACCGACUGCGGCUGCGGGAGGAUGAGAACGCCGAGCCUGUGGGCACCACCUACCAGAAGACGGACGCCGCGGUGGAAAUGAAACGCAUCAACCGCGAGCAGUUCUGGGAGCAGGCCAAGAAGGAAGAAGAGCUGCGGAAGGAGGAGGAGCGGAAGAAGGCCCUGGAUGAGAGACUCCGAUUUGAGCAAGAGCGGAUGGAGCAGGAGCGACAGGAACAGGAGGAGCGGGAGCGGCGCUACCGCGAGCGGGAGCAGCAGAUCGAGGAGCACAGGCGGAAACAGCAGACGCUCGAAGCUGAAGAGGCCAAGAGGCGGCUGAAGGAGCAGUCCAUCUUCGGUGACCAGCGGGAUGACGAGGAAGAAACUCAGAUGAAGAAGUCGGAAUCAGAGGUGGAGGAGGCGGCGGCCAUUAUUGCCCAGCGGCCCGACAACCCCCGGGAGUUCUUCAAGCAGCAAGAACGAGUUGCCUCGGCCUCUGCGGGCAGCUGUGAUGUGCCCUCACCCUUCAACCACCGGCCAGGCAGCCACCUGGACAGCCACCGGAGGAUGGCGCCCACCCCCAUCCCUGCCCGGAGCCCCUCGGACUCCAGCACGGCCUCCACCCCCGUCACCGAGCGGAUCGAGAAGGCCCUGGAUGAGGUCACAUCCUCGCAGCCGCCACCACUGCCACCGCCACCCCCACCUGCCCAAGAGACCCAGGAGCCCCGCCACAGCCUAGACAGCGAAGAGACCAGCAAGGAAGCCCGGGCAGCGGCAGCAGCAGCCCCUCAGGCCUGGGCCAGCCCCAUAGAGGAGCCCCCUCAGGCCCAGGAGCCUCCCCAGGGGCAAGGCGGGCCCAUGGAGGACUUGGUGUUGAUGACGUCUCCAGAGCCGGCCGACACGCCGGCCCUCGGGGAAGCUGCCACCGCAGAGACCACGGAGGCCGAAGCUUCGGUAGCUGACGCCCACGUGGCUGAUGCUGAUGAAACCGACACUGCCGCUGCUGACACCGCUGUUGCCAACAACGUGGCCCUCGCCACUGCCAGCCUCGUUGACCUAUGGCCUGGCAAUGGGGAAGGGGCCUCAGCACCCCAGGCCGAGCCCAGGGCCCCCACCCCACCCUCGGGCACUGAGGCCCCUUUGGCAGAGGUGCCCCAGCUGAACGAGGUGGCUCAGGAGCCGCUGCCCCCUGCGGGUGAAGGCUGUGCCAACCUCCUCAGUUUCGAUGAGCUGCCUGAGCCGCCAGCCACCUUCUGUGACCCAGAGGAGGAAGCGGAAGGGGAGCCCCUGGCUGCCCCCCAAGCCCCGGCUCCACCCUCGGCUCCAGAGGAGCCAGAGCAGGAGCAGGAGCAGGAGCUGGAACCUGAAACCCAUCUGCUGACCAACGGGGAGACCACCCAAAAGGAGGGAACUCAGGCCAGCGAGGGCUACUUCAGCCAGUCGCAGGAGGAGGAGUUCGCCCAAUCAGAAGAGCUGUGUGCGAAGGCUCCGCCUCCCGUGUUCUACAACAAGCCCCCAGAAAUCGACAUCACGUGCUGGGAUGCAGACCCGGUCCCGGAAGAGGAGGAGGGCUUCGAGGGCGGCGAUUAGCCUUGGCUCCCGCCCCCAGGCUGCCCUCGCCCAGGAGGCCACUCGCCCGCGCCGGCCUCUGGUCAGACGGCCCGCAGCGCCUGCGUUCGCCGCCCCGCCUGGCGCCCACUCGGGAUUCCGGGCCCUCGCCGGGGACUUGGCCGCUUCCCCACUCACAGGGCCUGACUUUUACAGCUUUUCUCUCUCUCUCUUUUUUUUUAAAGUUGAUAGGACACUUGUACAGUUGACUGGUUUUCCUCCGGUUGGUAGUUGAGACGCUGUUGCAAUUCCCACCCCCUCCCUGCCCGGUCCAGUUUGUAGCUCUUAGCCCUCCCUGCUCAGCUGGUCCGGGUGGGGCCUGGCGUGGUGGGGGGAGCUGUGGAGGGAAAAUGUGCCCCCACCUCUUUUCCUAGUUUUAUGUUUCUUGGAAAAAUAUCACUUUGUAUUCUCUGUCCAGGGCUUCGGAUAUUUUGCACGAAUUUUAAAACAUGGCAAUAAAAGGCUCGUGGGCUCUGGCUCCCUGGGACCCCAUCCCCGCCCUCCCUACCUGGCCCGAAGGAAGUAGUAGGCCCAGCUGGGGCCCCUCGGCUUCCCGCCCACUCCUGCCGGGCAGGUCCCAGGCUGGAGGCCCCAGGCGUGAUUCAGGUUGGGGCUACGGAUGGGGCCCAGGGGCUUGGGAGGCCCCUCCCCAACUCCUCUUUGCUUGGGCUCCUUUUUCCUUUUUCACAUUCAGUACAUUUUUUUUUAAAGCACAAACUUCUGUAACGGGUCGUGCUCAUGUCUGUUAAUAAAGAAAUCCAGA
This is a messenger RNA of Lepus europaeus (European hare), 2936 nucleotides long. It is a transcript of the gene DBN1, whose product is annotated as drebrin 1. Gene Ontology annotation, biological process: regulation of actin filament polymerization; positive regulation of axon extension; postsynaptic actin cytoskeleton organization. The record is from RefSeq and is a predicted model, not a curated record. Gene Ontology annotation, molecular function: actin filament binding. Lineage: Eukaryota; Metazoa; Chordata; Mammalia; Lagomorpha; Leporidae. The transcript is spliced from 14 exons. Gene Ontology annotation, cellular component: lamellipodium; site of polarized growth; dendrite. Bases 152 to 2155 code for a protein of 667 amino acids.